Messenger RNA from Salmo salar (Atlantic salmon), 5577 nucleotides. The record is from RefSeq and is a predicted model, not a curated record. Lineage: Eukaryota; Metazoa; Chordata; Actinopteri; Salmoniformes; Salmonidae.
GUCCACAUUGUUACAACAUUUGAGAGGCUCAUGGCGAUGCGGUACUGAGCUCAUUUUCGCCUCUACUGUACAUGCCUCUGGAGGAACCGCUACUGAGUCACAACAUCCAUAUGGCACCGCCGACCACAUUUCGGAUCAAGCAUAAAUUGUCUCUUAAAUGCACUGCAUGUUCAAUCUGAGGUCUGCAUUGGCCUUGCACCAUUUACAUGAUAUUGCCUUUGCAGAAGUCAGGGAGUGUUCAUACUUCGGCUUCACAGAGCUAUAUGGGAGGUCCUGUAAAAACAAACUCACUUCCUUGACAAUUUAUUUUACAACAACUCUGCUCGGCGAAGCGGAAGAAGUAUGAAUGCCCUGACUUCUGCAGAGGCCGAAUCAGCUGCACGGCAAUGCUGAUGGCAGAUUUACCAUGGAGCGCCUUUAACCCGCUACGAAAAAGUUACGUUUGGUCUUAGCUGUACUCACUCUCGUCUGAACCGUCGUUUUCUCCAGAAUUUGAGCAUCAACAAGCGAAGCGACGCAAUGAAAGCGCUUCGAGUGGCAGAAGGCAGGUGCGAGGCCUUUUGCGGAAUUUAUUUAUAAGCUAUAUAUAUUUCCCAAAGCCAUGCAAUGAUUCUGCUCAACCACGGGCCCUUUAAAAAGGAUGGAGGAUGAGGGAAAUAGGCGGAGCAUACAUGCUCAACAUGUUGCUGUUGGCGCUGCAGUACUGAGCUAUAUUCUGCAGUGCUAUCACAGUCUACAGUAACACCGCAAUAUGAAGUCUGUCGAAAUCACCCGCUCUCCAUCAACAUUCCGGGCAGUCUUUGUGACAGGUAUGAUUACGGGGGCCUAAUAAGCAUGGGGACCCAACAUAGGAGGACGGAUGCCAGCUGAGCCCCUCAACUCACCAGACCAUCGCUGUUGUCAAUAUCCCAGAAUUCUCAGCUAAGCCCCUGAGAAGGCCUUCUUGCAAACCCUUGGAGCCAUGGAACACAAAAUACAACAGAGGGACAAAAACAGGCCCAGCUACUUUGGCAACGUCAAGACCAGACUGGGGUCCAAGCUCCCUGCUGGGGACACCCAGUCACCCAGGUUCAUUUCCGGACCCUUGGAGACAGGGCCUCAGAUCGGCCCAACCAAGGAGACCAGGGCCAGCGGUAAGGGCCACUGUGCCGUGGGGCGUCCCCUUGACCACGUCCCCCACAUCCGGAACCCCCGACUGCGACAGUAUUACCUCCAAGAGCCUAGAUGGGGAACGGAGGGAACCAUGGCCAAGUCCAUGGGCAGAGAUCACCUGUCAGAUGACAAGGUAGACACUACGGCUCACCAUGAAGACACGGUGUUCAGUGUCACCUCCAAGUGCAGUAGCCUGGCAGAUCAGACUAAGCUGAACAGGCAGCUCUCCACCUCCAUCUCUUCCUCCCUCAUCUCCCGACAGAACCUCCGCGUUCCCAAGAGUAAAGGCUCUGGCCAAGGCUCAUCUCCCACAGUGAUGCACCUUGACCCCAACCUCAGGCUGGAGCCAGAGUUGGACACUAACCCAGGGCUUGGGCUUUUUCCGGCCCCAUCUGCCAGCUCUCACUCCCCGUCACCAGAUGCAGAGUAUGACAAACUACUGGAUGUGGAGGCGGUGCCAAUGCCUGACGGACGGCUCUGCCUACUGGCCCUCCCUCCCGAGUGCUCCCAAAGGGAAGGGCAAGCCGCCAUGCCAUAUCUCAAAUUGUUUUGCCGCUACAUCACUGACCGCAAGGGUGUGGUUUCUGGUAUCUUGCUAGUGACGUCCAAUAAGAUCUUCUUUGACCCAUGUAAGACCCACCCGUUGGUGGUGGAGCACGGCUGUGAGGAGUACCUGCUGUCCUGCUCAGUGGACAGCCUGGACUCUGUCUCGUUCUACUCGGACAUUUCCCACGUGCACUUCAACACCUCCACACACAGGUGGAAAGGAACUAAAAAGACCCAGAAAACUGGCUCCAAAACUGGCAAGACGCCCCAGCAGGGUGGGAGGCGAAGCAGCAGUAGCCCACAGCACAAGGGGGAGACUGUCCCAGUGCUGGUCUCUUCUGCUACGUCGGAGCUGAGGUCUGCCCUGGCUCUCAGCCUGGUCCAAGGGUUUGCUGAGGAGGAGAGUAGCAGUGACAUGACUCAUGCAGAGAAGCAGCUGGAGGGGAAGGGUAGCCCACUGGAAGAGCUGGUUGUGCAGUCAUCCGGGGCUGUGCUGAGCAGUGCUGCCACCUUCUGUUGUGGAGGACAAGAGGCUGCAGGGACGGGAAAUCUAGUGAGAAUGGAGCAGGUGGACAGAGAGGGGAUGGAGAAGGAGCAGUCUGUGAGGAAUCGGACGUUAGGCCUCUCUAGACCUUCAGGGACUUUUGGAUGUCUCAUGUUUGUCAGGCUGCGGCUCCAGGGGUCCGCUGGGAAGAAGGGUGUGGCUGCAGGCUUGCAGCUGGGGACAACCAAAACCUUACCCUGGAGGGAUGCCUGGUUCGCCUUUUCCCAGGAGAGCUCAGAUGAGCUCUAUGCCUAUCUGAGCCACUGGAGGCCUGACCUAUGCAUACUGGAGGGAGGGUCGGAGGAGGGGGAGGGCGACAAAGACGAGUUUGUACUGGUCGACAACGGAGAGGAGGAAGAAGUGUCCAAGAACCACGGACGGACAGGGGAGGACUGGGAGAUGGUGUCAGUGGAGGAUGGUGGCGGGAGACUACCUCUGGUCAUGGACAAAGAUCCAGAGGGACUGUGUGAGAUCGUAGAGCAGAGUCGCAUCUUGGACGCAACGCUUGUCAGAGAGCUCUCAGCCGAGUUGCCUCCCAGGACAGUGGGCCACAUGUGGCAUCUGGCCUAUAGCACAUCUCUUCACGGCUCCAGCCUCAAGUCCCUCUACCGGAAGCUGAACGGCAGCGACUCACCUGUACUCAUGGUCAUCAAGGACUCGCUCAAUCAGGUGUUUGGGAGCUUUCUCUCACACCCACUGAGGCCGAGCGAGACCUUCUAUGGCACAGGAGAGACAUUCCUCUUCAUGCUGCAUCCUCGAUUCAAGUGUUUCAGAUGGACCAGAGAGAACUCCUUCUUCAUAAAGGGAGACCUGGACUCUUUUGCUAUCGGAGGAGGAAGUGGUCACUUUGGCCUGUGGCUGGAUGAGACGCUGUACCUGGGCAGGAGUAGCCCAUGUUACACCUUCAACAACUGCUGCCUCUCAGAAAGAGACGACUUCCACGUCAUAGAGCUGGAGGUGUGGACGUUCUGGUGAAGCCCUGCCCUCUUCAACUUUCCUAGCAACACCCACUCACGAUGUCUGGCUGUCCAAUGACUGCUUUAAACAAGACUCUAGAACCCAUCUCUUCUAGAACAAUGAGUUGGAUGUACCUCACUAUUUUGACUUAAUUCUGUGGUUUUAGGCUGCGAACUUAACUGUGAUUAUUCUGAACCCCAUCUCUGAAUGUGGACCAAACCAUUAGGUGGAGGAGGGGUGUUGGUGGUUGUAGCCUCACUGCAUUGGAAGACUUGCCCUGUUGCAGCCCCCCACUCCUUUCGCAGGUUGGUAUGGUCCUCACUUCAACUGACUCUGCAUUGUGGAUACUGUAGUUCAGUGGUGGAAUCACAUCUUCUAGCAAUGGAUCUCCAUCUGAAGGCCUACCUGCAUGUGUAAGCCUGCAUUUCCACCCCAGCACAAUUGGCACUGUUAUUCUGGCACCAUCUUUUUUUUUUUUUACACAUCUUUUUGCUGCCUGUGAAUCGCUAACCUGAAGGUGGCUGUCUCUUUUGUAAAACGGAGGAACUGAAAUUCGAAGAACUAGGGGCUCACUAUGCCCCUUUUUGCAUAUAGACCAAAUUAUAUCACCUGAUGUACAAAUUUAGUCAACGUGAACAAAAAAAGGACUUGGGGGACAUGGUCUAACCUAAAUAUCUUUAGAAAUGUUUAAUGUUAACCACUCAAUCAAACAAUACCUGAAAGUUGCUGUCACUGAUCAGAAGUUAGAUCUAUGUUCCUACAAUAUAACAAGUAGACAAAAUCAACAAAAUGUGAAAAAUAGGGCUAAUGUUAUUAUAACAUGUCUUUAUCUGAUACUUUUUGAGAAACAUUGAUUUCAUCCAGUGGUCAUUGCAAGCUUACGGACCGAAAAUAACAAUCAAGACUCCUUUUAGCUAAGACCCAAUCUAUUUCAAAGGUUAUUUCAAGGGGAUGACUACCUCUGCAAUGCUAACAUGUGCCUAUAUUGCAGUGCUUAAAAGGAAAGAUUCAACCAUUUUGAAUGUUGUAUCGUAUUUGUGCAUCUCUGAGCGAUGUUCUAUCAAUUCCUAGGGUACUUUCAUGUUUAUCUGAGCUAUUCGCUGUUCAAGCAGGCAAAAAUACAGCCUGCUUGAACAGCGAACACUCUGGAAUUGAUAGAACAGAGAUGCACAUACGAUAUAACAUUCAAAAUGGGUGAAUCUUUCCUUUUUAGAGGAUGGAGAAAUAACAUUUCGUUAAGAUAUUACCUGUUUCAAGUGUCAAUGUACACGUGGUAGAAUCCGCAAAGAAUAUCACUAAGUCCAUUUCAUCUUGCUCUGAAACUGUUGAUUUUGUUAGAUAAUCUUUGGUGUAGUCACACUUUCAAUUCUGAUCUCAUGGGCAAGGUGUUAAUUAACCUGUAGUUCCAUAACAUGAGAUCUACAUCAACAAUGUUUGGCUUCAUAUGUGCCAGCCUCCAACUUUUUGUGUUUCCAUGACAGCUGUUGGCGACCUCGGGAACAGAGCAGGGGUGUUGCCUGCAGAAGUUUUAGCAAUGACAUCAGGCCUUGGCCAGCCAACUUUGGACUUUCAGGCAAGGCUGUCACAAACUGCUAAAACUCCACAGGGAACGACUUGACCUGCUCUGCCACUCCAACAAUGACAAAGUAUUACAGAAAUCUAUGGCUCUUUACAUAUUGCAAAACAGUGCUUAUGAAGAAAAACAAUAAUUAGUACAAUGCAUUAUGGUGCAGUCUGCUUGUUUUGGUGUGAAAACGUUUUAAGUGAGUAAAACAAAUUUGAACUCACUAUUACAACAAUGAAAUAUGAAUUAGUCAAUAGUAGCAGAGACCAAAGCGAUGUUUAAAAGCUGGCUACUUUUCUGACUGAUGAGAAGUAUGUCUACUUGAACGUCUAGCUAUUGAGUUUAGUUAUAAAAAAAAACAUGUCUAAAGCGUAUGUCUUCAGAAGGGCUCAACUGGUAUAGCUGCCACUGUCAUUUGAAGAGGUUCUUGUAAUACUGAUCAUGUUGGAUGCUAAUGAAACCACCUGAAAAGUUGACAUCGCCGAAGGAAUCGGAUCCCUACACAGAAGUUGGACGUUUAGCGUUUCAUUUGAUCAUUAUCCUUCAGAGGAAUUACCCUAAUUUACAGACACAAACACAAAAUUGACUGCUGCCGCUGCCAGUCUUUACUGUGCUAGGUAUUCCUUGGCUUUCUCCAGCCUCUCUUUGAGAAAAUUGAUGUACCUUGCAGUGGAGGGGUCCUCGAACCACCCCGCCAGAAAAUCUAAAUGUGGCGUCUUCCUCAGGCUUCAUGGACGUCUCGUCCAGAAAGUAAUUAGCAUUGAUGUGGUGGACGUAGAGUCAUUAGGAAUAAAAUGUGGUAAUUUUCACACAA